Messenger RNA from Insectozyma verbasci, 1596 nucleotides. The record is from the annotation of a GenBank genome assembly. Lineage: Eukaryota; Fungi; Ascomycota; Pichiomycetes; Serinales; Debaryomycetaceae.
AUGCCAAUCAUUAAACAUUCAGCGAUACAAUUAAGAUCAGUUAAUAAAAUAAGAUGGUUCUCUUCAACAAUUUAUGCUAAUUUUACUAAUUUAAACAAAUUUCAUCAAAAUUUAACUGAUAAUCAUCGAUCUAGUUUAAUUAAAAUCGAUCUUGAAACUAUAGAUAAUGAUUCAAUAUAUUAUCCUACUAUAUCAAAAUUUAGAAAAGAAAACCCAAACUCCAAAUUAAUAGAUAUACACAAUUUUAGAAAAUUGUUUGAUAAUGCCGUGCCAGUCAAUGUGAAAAAUGAAUAUCUUAUUGAAGGAAGAAUUAAAAGUAUACGAAAGUCGGGGAAAGGAAUGUAUUUUAUUGAUAUUACUCAUAAUAACGAAAGGUUACAAAUCUUAGCAUCUAAUAACUUGAUGAACUUAUCACUUGAAGAAUUUGAUAUAAAACAUGCUUGGUUUAAAAUAGGAGAUAUCAUUGGUUGCAAUGGUGUUGUAUCUAGAACAAAAACUGGAGAGCUUACUUUAAAAUUAAAUAAACCUAUCAGAUUAUUGACUCCAAGGUUAAAAGAAAUUCCAGAUAAAAUUACAGACAAAUCAUUAAUCAAUAGAAAUAGAGUUUUAAAUUAUUUAUCAAAUCCUGAUUCAAAAAGAUUUAUUAUAAUCAAAUCACAAAUUAUCGAGACAAUACGAAAUUUUUUGAUAAAGAAGAAUUUCCUAGAGGUUCAAACUCCCUUAUUAAUUGGAAGUGGAACAGGUGCAAAUGCAAAUCCAUUUGUAACAAAAUAUAAAGACUCUCAAGUUCAUUUAAGAGUUGCUCCAGAACUAUGGUUGAAAAAACUUGUUAUUGGCGGUUUUGAUAAAGUUUUCGAAAUUGGCACAAAUUUUAGAAAUGAAGGAAUAGAUCAGACCCAUAAUCCAGAAUUUACAUCUUGUGAGUUUUAUCAAACAUAUACAAGCUUAGAUCAAUUGAUUGAAUUAACUGAAGAACUAUUUAAUGAAUUAUUUUUAAAAUUUGAUAUCAUGAAAAGUGUAAAAUUUAUUAGAUACGAAUUUCUACCUACAUUAGAAUCACAAACUGGUUUAAGUUUUCAAGAUUUAUCUUUGAAUAAUUUGAUUGAGAAUUUUCAUAAGCUUAAUUUGCAAGUCCCACCAAAUCCAAACCCAGCAAACUUAUUAAAUCAGCUUAGUGAAAUUUACCUUGAGUCUUUGAGUAUCACUAAACAUAAAGAUAUACCAGUCGUGAUUUACAACCAACCAGAAAUCUUAUCUCCACUAGCAAAAUCAAUGAAAGAUGAAAAUGGAAAUUCAAUUUCAUUAAGGUUUGAACUAUUUGUCAAUGGUAAAGAACUUGUCAAUGCAUAUGAAGAAGAAAAUAACCCAGUGAAGCAACACGAAAAGUUCAAAUUGCAACAAUCAAAUAAAAUUGAGUUCAACGAUGAAGAACUGUUAAUACCAGAUUGGACUUAUAUUCAAACAAUGGAAUAUGGUUUACCACCAACUGGAGGGUGGGGAUGCGGUAUUGAAAGAUUGACAAUGCUCAUCAGUAAUGCUGAAAGAAUAGAUAAUGUUUUAUCCUUUGGAAAUUUACGAGAUGUAAUGAAACAGUAA